UUCCGUGAAACUUCCCUAUACCUACGGUAGUUAGUUAGUCACACGUUGAAGUCUAGUUUGUUUGUACCCAACAAUGUUCCAUCAAAAAUGUGUGUUUUUGUGUGAUUCGAAUUUACAAUAAACUAUUUAGUGCAAUUUUAAAUUCGGUGCAAUUGAAAUUGUCCAUUUGUUCGUUUUCAAUUUGACUAGAUUUGGCGAUACCUAUAGUGUUUAUUAUCAUUCGUUCUUUUAAAAAAUGGGCUUUUGUAUUUACGAUAUCAGGUCAUGUUUCUGUUUCUCGCUUCGUGUUGGAACUUUAAUUACAUUAUAUUUAGUACUGCUGGUCAACAUUUUGUUAAUUCCAGUACUGAAAAUCACUUUUUCCAGUUAUCCAGAACCUCUCAACAGUAGUAAUAUUGAUAAUGGAUCAAUCUCAGAAACAAGUAACAGAAAAAGACUUUUAGUACCUGUGGUAGUGUAUCUGCUUUUCACAGUGGCACAAAGUUUCGCUCUCUCGGGUGCAAUUUUAUGUUUUCAUUGUAACUUACAGAAACAUUGGCUUGGGCAAAUGCCUCUGCUCUGCAGCAUGGCAUAUGAAUUAAUGAUUCCAUUACUCGAUUUUAUAUCCAUCUUUAAAGCUGAAGACAAAUAUGAGGAUUUGUGUUCGGAAACACGAAGAAGUGAAGAAGUUAUUGGAAAUCCCGAAUUCCAAAAGGUAGCCGAGAUGUGUUGUGAACUUACGUUGCUGUUAUUCUGCAGUGAUAUGUGGAUUCUACGUAUAGUUUACAUUCUUUUCGUCGUGUGGGUAUUGAACAGUUAUUUUCAUAUCGAAAUGAUGGGGAGACCUGCUCGCGGUCUUCGCGAGGCAUUUGAUAUCAUUAUGGGAUACUACGUCAAUGAUGAAGAAACUGAUAAUGAUGUUCCUGCAUCUUCAGAUCAAAGAAAGGAAAAUGUUGCUUCUAAGGUUUCCACCCGAUAUAAGCCUUCGGGGUACGGAUUUCGAAUUCCAGGUCUUUGGAUUUGGAUUUGGUGUGUGAAGUUAACACGUUCCAAGAGAGUCGAAUCCAAGCGACAUGCAAAACAGAAAAUCUCGGUGGCCAACCCUGAGAUGACGCCAGUAUGAGCAAAAAUGACCAUUAAUUUAUGAAUUAUGAAUUUUAUCCAAAUGAGUGAGUGAACGGAUUUCCAGUUUAAGAGAUUUCUAGUUCCUUUCCUAAAAGACUUGAAUUUUUUUAAUUUUAUAAGUUUUUGGUCCAUACCUUACAUAUCUAUUUAGGUACCUAGCUAAUUAAAUUUUUUACUUGAAAAAACAAUCAAAUCUGUUCACAAAAAUAUCGCAUCAUAUUCAUAUACUUAGGUACAAAUAAAAUUCUUAAGCUCAUCCCUUCGUGCGACGUUUGGCAUUCGUGACAUUUUUCAGCAACACCUGUGUUAAAAUUUGACACUCAUGAGGACACUCUUUAGUAAAAUGGCACUCUCGCUAUUCGAUUCGAUGGUUUUGGCUCUCAGAUGGCGCUGGUUCUACUCUGCAGUUGCUCAAUAAUCAUUAGGUACUUUUUCCAGGGUUUUCUAUUUUUUUUUAUUUUUUGAGAGUUUUUUCAAUUUUCCGUUGGACAUUACGGGAAAAACUAGCGGAAUAAAAUGUAAAGUUACUUAAUUCUUAUUUUAUUCAAAAAACAUUUGCGUAAAAACACGCAUUGCAGCAGAGUGCAUAAUAAGCUAGUACCCACUCAAAUAAGUAUUUUAUUAAGAUUAUUGCAUUUUGUUCUUUUAUAGGUGUGUAUGUACAUUAUUUUUUAUGGAUGUGACUGAUAAUGUGAUGAUUUACUGUCAAAUAUAAACGAACUGGUGCACUUAUAA
This is a messenger RNA of Planococcus citri (citrus mealybug), 1839 nucleotides long. RefSeq lists its product as uncharacterized. The record is from RefSeq and is a predicted model, not a curated record. The coding region runs from base 236 to 1102 and encodes 288 amino acids. NCBI's taxonomy places the organism in Eukaryota, Metazoa, Arthropoda, Insecta, Hemiptera, Pseudococcidae. The transcript is spliced from 5 exons.